AUGCAAAGACUCGCCGGGCGCUUAGCGGCCUUAAACAGAUUCUUGGCUAAUCAUGCGGCAAGGUCUUAUCCAUUCAUCAGCACGCUGCGGAAUUGCGCAAAGAAAACUGACUUUCAGUGGACACCCGAAGCAGAAGCAACAUUCAAACAAAUGAAAGAGUAUUUAAUUCAGUUACCAACGCUGACUGCACCAAAAGAAAAAGAACCAUUGAUCCUGUACCUGUCUGCGGCGGAAGUAGCAGUAGGAGCAGUAUUGAUGGUAGAACGAGAAAACAUCCAGACCCCAAUUUACUAUAUAAGUAAGAUGCUCACCGGCCCAGAAACUCGUUACUCGAUGAUAGAAAAGCUAGUCUUGGCAUUAGUACAUGCAACACGACGCCUACCCAGGUAUUUUUCAGGCCAUGUCAUCACAGUUCUCACCAAUUAUCAUUUGGGCCAAAUCUUAUCCAAACCCGACGUAGCGGGAAGGAUGGCUAAAUGGGCUAUUGAGCUAGGGGGAUAUAAUAUCUUGUAUAGACCAAGACCGGCAAUUAAAGGGCAGGUUCUGGCAGACUUUGCCACGGAAGUUCCCAUCGAUAAAGUUCAAGAAUGCGAAGCAAUCCAGAACCCUAUUCCUGUUUUCGAUGAUAGGGUGUGGACCUUACACACAGAUGGCGCUUCCAAUGAUGACGGAGCCGGCGCAGGCCUUCGAUUAGUCAGUCCUGACGAUCACGAACUUACAUACGCCAUACGCUUGGAUUUCCGAAGUACAAAUAACGAAGCCGAGUACGAAGCAUUCUUGGCAGGUCUCCGCCUAGCACUUAAAAUGAGAGCAAGGAACCUUGAAGCCAACGUCGACUCAAAGCUAGUGGCCAAGCAAGUUAAUGGCCAUUAUGAUGCUAAAGGAGAAACUAUGGCAUUAUACCUUGAACAAGCGCGGGCAUUAAUCAGCCAAUUCCAGACAUUCAGGGUUAAUCAUAUAAACAGGAGUGAAAACAAGCAUGCAGACGCAUUGAGCAAACUGGCCGCGACCAGCUUCAAACACUUAGCAAAAGAGGUGCGCAUAGAAGUACUGUCCAAUCCAUCUGUUCCUCUCAAACAAGUCAACAUCAUAGAAAUCGGCAAUCCAUCGUGGAUGUCCCCGAUCAUUUUGUACCUACAACACGGGAAACUCCCAGAGGAAAAAGCAGAAGCCAGGAAAAUUCAGAAUAAAGCAGUAAACUACGAAAUGGCAGACGACAUUCUUUACAGAAAGUCAUUCAUGGGACCGUUACUUAGAUGCGUUGACAAGACAGACGCACAAUACCUGAUCAGAGAAAUCCAUGAAGGCUUGUGUGGAAUACAUGCUCGUCCGCGUAUGGUAGUAGCCAAAAUAAUGAGCGCAGGAUAUUAUUGGCCGGGAAUGCACGUAGAUGCGGUAGAGAUCUUACGAAAAUGCACAGCAUGCCAACGCCACGCGCCAAAGACGCUCCGACCAAAAAAUCCGGUAGUACCAGUCAUAUCUGCUUGGCCAUUUCAACAAUAG
Molecule: messenger RNA, 1503 nt
Organism: Helianthus annuus (common sunflower)
Lineage: Eukaryota; Viridiplantae; Streptophyta; Magnoliopsida; Asterales; Asteraceae
Exons: 1
Coding region: 1-1503 (500 amino acids)
Molecular function (GO): RNA-DNA hybrid ribonuclease activity; nucleic acid binding
Source: RefSeq, a predicted model, not a curated record